Molecule: messenger RNA, 2463 nt
Organism: Diachasma alloeum
Lineage: Eukaryota; Metazoa; Arthropoda; Insecta; Hymenoptera; Braconidae
Gene: Fbxl4
Product: F-box/LRR-repeat protein 4
Exons: 5
Coding region: 204-2264 (686 amino acids)
Biological process (GO): SCF-dependent proteasomal ubiquitin-dependent protein catabolic process
Cellular component (GO): SCF ubiquitin ligase complex
Molecular function (GO): protein binding
Source: RefSeq, a predicted model, not a curated record
ACAAAAGUUCACUCGAGACUCGGUGGGUUCGGUGACAUUUGUCGUAUCAACAACAAAAGAAUCUUGAGUAACAAAGUGCACUGAAAUGGUCUCUUGUCGUUUGUUUUAAUCAGCGACAUCAAUGAAGCCCAUCUCCAGGGCCAUUAUUGCUGAACGACAGACGAAAAAUUGAAUCGAGUUUCAGGAAAACACUGACACAUGACAUGGUUUCGUGCAAUGACAAAGGGAUCGAGCUUGUACCGAUAAUAAAAGACAAGAAUGGUCUCAAAGAUCAGUCUGUGACAUUUGUGGAGCAGUACGUCAAGGAAGUUGGUGAUUUUAGUUCUCAGUAUGGGAGUAAUAUCAGCAUCUCCUACACGGCGUACAACAUUGCUGGUAAUCCCAGUAAAUUUCCAGACUACGGUGAUUUUCCUCAUGCCUUCGUGAUGAGAACAUACGGGCCAUGGUGGAAUGAGGCACCAUCUCGGCUGAGCGACUUUAUGCCCCAGAACAAUGAGCCAAUUGUUAGUCAGGACUAUAUAGACGUUAAAUAUCACGAAGAAGUUUAUCCAAUAAGAGUCUCAAUUUACGAGAUCUACAACCCAGGCAGUGUCGUUCGAAUAUGGGCCAGGGAUAACUCAGGUCAUUGGCUCCAGCUGUGGAGUGGUCCCCCCCAGAAAGUACCCCACAAACCCCGAAUAUUCUCACCUCCCCUCACCCUUUGCAACUUCAAAACUAAAAUGCUCAGGAUAGAAUUCAAUCACAGCCUCUUAGACUACUACACCGAGCUCGAUGCUAUCUUACUCAUUGGCACAACUGAACUUAUCUUACCUCACUUUGGCUUUCAAAAUAGGAGUAUAAGUGCCUUAUUACAGCUGCUAGGAGGUAGUGGUUGUAAUACCGACGACGAGCAUAAUCUGACACCAGAGCACUCCAAAGCGAACUGUGAUCUGCAGAAGCUCAAGAGUACUUUACAUAAACACUGUGUUCUGUAUGAAAGUAAAUCGACAGACAAACUUCCCAAGGGGAAACUACUGACGAAACUAGGAUUACAUUGCCACCUGAUACCACCGAUUGAGGAGGCCUUCAACAGUCUCCAGCAGUUUCUGCAGGAAGAUUUUCCAAAGUUGAUUAAGGAGAUUAAUUUGUCGUCUUCAACGACAGUGUCCGUCCAAUAUGCCGAUGUCUCUAGCUCGAAAGAGGGGGUUGAUAAUACCUGUGGCAGUUUUUCUGUUCUUCCAGAUGAAACGGUGUUGAAGAUUCUGAAGAAUUUAGACUUGAAAUCUCUCUGCCGCUGCUGCAGAGUGAAUAAACACUUCAACAACGUGGCUCGAGACGCCCUGCUCUACACAAGUCUCAACUUAAAACCCUACUGGAACAGUCUCGAUUCAGGGGCACUGAAUGUCCUCGCCCCAAGAUGCCAGUACCUCCAGAAAGUUGAUUUCUCCUGGUGUGGGAACUACAACACCAUUACCCCCCAGAAUUUCAUCGAAUUCAUGGCCUCAGCUGGAGGGCUCUUGACUCACCUGCGUUUGAAUUGCUGCAGAUUCGUCAUCGAUCAAGUAAUCGCAGAAAUCUCCGGGACCUGCAGAAACCUGAAGGAGUUGUGCCUGCGGAAUUGCAUACAAGUGACGCCCGAGGGUUUCGUUCACCUGGAGAAACUCCAGGCUCUUGAGCGACUGGAGCUGUACAGGACUGCCAUUGAAACAUCGGCUCUAUGUUCGGUCCUCAAGAGGAAUCGAGGAAUGAGGCACCUGAAUCUAGCUGGGAUGCACGAAAGAAUGAACAUGGAUGAGGUUGCUGUUGAACUAGCCAAUUCGUGUCCCUUCUUGGAGAGUAUUGACUUCUGGAAGUCUCAGACGCUGACACCAACUGGGGUGAGGGCUCUCACGAGGUGUACGAGGCUCAGAGAAGUGGACUUUGGAUGGUGUGGUGGCAUGGGAGCACCUGGAGAUUCCCUCAGAACCUUCUUAACAUAUUGUACUUCACUUGAGAAAGUAUUUCUAGCAGCACUGCGAGGUCUCACAGACAGAGACAUAGAACCCCUUCUGCUCUGUCGUCAACUACGACAAUUGGAUCUACUUGGGACUCGAUCACUCACACCGGACAUUUGCCUCAGAUUUCUCCUCUGCUGUCCGGAACUGAAGAUGAUGGAUUUGAGCUUCUGUGAUGCCAUUAGUGAUACUAAGGUUCAAGAGUGGAGGCAGCUGUACCCGCAUGUAUCAAUCAAAAGAAGUUUCCAGGGUGGCAGUUCCCACUUCAUGAGGGAUCGUCCCUACGCCUGAAAAAUACCUCACAAUUUGGGGAGAAACAAAAUGGACUUUGAUAUGCUGUGUUUUAUACUCGUGCUUAGGAUUUUUACCGAAUUUUCCUGUCGAUAAUUUAUAUAUUUAGGUACAUACCUUGCUGUAUCGUCGACAUCAGUGUGAAUAAUGUUUAUUUAUUAAUUGAAUGGUUCAAUAAACUGGAAUCAUCGACUGAUAA